AUGGGAAUGGCAACGAUGGACUGGGCCCCGACAUACUUCGGAGAGGACCCCGAGUACUGGGAAGAGGCGCCACGAAAGGAAUGGAAAUUCGUUAUAUGGACGGGCCGAGGAGGAAGACUCCUCCGGGGGUUUGGAAAGGGGACUAAGCUGCCCCAAGCUGUGGAGGAGCAGCUACAAGGGUAUAAAUAUCAACCAGUGAUCCGCGAAUGGACCAAAGACCUUGCUCAGAAAAAUGAAGUCCAAGCGAUCGCCGAAGUGCUGGAGGGGGAUGCUUAUAUUGCGAUUCCUAGUACUCAGAAUCCGAACAACGAUGUGAAUGGAUGGGACACAACCUCGGCAUGGGGAGGAUGGGAGUUUCCCGCUCUUGCACUAAAUGAUAAUUUUGGAACUCUCUACCGGUUGGAUCCAACCAAAAAAGAAAAGCCAGUCAAGAUCUGGCAAAAGGGGGAUCCCAAGCCAGAUCAGCGGCCAAAAGGCAACAGGCAGGACAUCACAUUUAGUGGAGACUACGGAGACUUCUUCAAAGGGAAAUCCAAGACUUUUCUCCCUCUUCAACAGAAGCUAAAAUCACUGAUGGGUAGAUAA
Molecule: messenger RNA, 585 nt
Organism: Penicillium alfredii
Lineage: Eukaryota; Fungi; Ascomycota; Eurotiomycetes; Eurotiales; Aspergillaceae
Exons: 2
Coding region: 1-585 (194 amino acids)
Source: RefSeq, a predicted model, not a curated record